Lactuca saligna is the source of this 1503-nucleotide messenger RNA. The record is from the annotation of a GenBank genome assembly. Lineage: Eukaryota; Viridiplantae; Streptophyta; Magnoliopsida; Asterales; Asteraceae.
AUGGCCAUACCGGGUAGUCAGGCACCCCGGAAUAGCCUGACAGAGGACAUCAAAGAGUACUUAACAUUAAAGGGAGUUGAAUGGGAAGAAAGUGCUGAUUUGAAGGAAGUGGCAUCGAAAUGUGAUGUGGUGUAUCAGACUCGCAUCCAGAAGGAACAUUUUGGAGAGAGAAACGAUCUUUAUGAGGAAGCUCGUGGGAAAUACAUUAUUAGUAGAGAUGUAUUAGGUGUCAUGCAGAAACAUGCCAUUGUCAUGCAUCCUCUCCCUAGGCUUGAUGAGAUAACAGUGGAUGUAGAUGGGGACCCAAGGGCUGCUUAUUUUAGACAAGCUAAAAAUGGACUCUACAUUAGAAUGGCUUUGCUCAAGCUCUUACUUGUCGGUUGUUUGGGUUGUUUGAUGAGACUUGAGUGUUUGUUGACUGCAGAUUCUGAUUCUAGCAGUGCUUCUGAAAAGGAGAAAAAGAGACCUGGAGAAGCCAAGGCAGUUGAAGAUGCUCGGAGGCGAGUGGAGGCGGAAGUUGCUGCAGAAGCAAAACGGAAAAGAGACCUGGAAAGGUGUUCAACUAAUAGUUCAAGUUCGGCUGAAAAAACCCUAGUUAUGGACUCAUUACCAGAUUCUAUAUUAAAUGACUUGAGAAAAGUUGAGGAGAUAUUAAGAAAAAUAGAUGAGAAUCAAACUCAAAGUGGUUACAGUUUAGAACAUGUUUUAAACAGCUCUGAUAACAUAAACAUGAGAAGUGAAAUGAUGAAAUUUGUUAGAAAUAUUAGUUUACAAUGUUUAAAUGUAUUUCCACAUGACCAUAUUUUAAAAGAGGCUACACUUGUUGAUGAAGAGAUUUCAAACACAAAAAUGAACUCCUCUAGUGUUGCUAUUACUCCAUGUAGGACAUUGGCAAAAAGCCUCUUGAAAAGCAAUCAUCAGGAUGUACAUUUAUGUGGUGUUUAUGCAAGAAGAGAAGUUGCAUUUAGGAAUAUAGAAUAUGCAAGAAAAGUAUUUGACAUGGCAUUAUUAUCCAUUGAAGGGCUUCCAUGGGAUCCCAAAUCAAACGCCUCACUUUUAUUCUUUUGGUAUGCUGAACUUGAACUUGAACUUUCAAACAACAAUUCUUCUAGAAGCUCAGAAUCAUCAUUAUCACGAACAUUACACAUUGUUGCUUGGGAUGUCGGGAAACAAUCAGUGAGUGUUUGUCUAUUUGCAAUAUCAUAUGAGAUUAGAAAAGGAAGCUCUCAUCAUAGAGUACAUAGAAUAUUUGAAAGGGAAUCGGGUGACAACAUGUUGAAAAGCUGUGAACUGAACUCGGAGUUGGUUAUACCUGGAGGUUUCCUCGAAUGGAAAGAGACCAUGGAUUCUUGUGGUUCCAAAAUGAUAUCUGCUAUAGAGGGUCCACAUCUUGUUGCUCCAACAGGGAGUGACCUUGAAUGCCAUGGGAAAGAGGAUAUGGAGCACUGGAAGUUGUGUCACCUAUCCCCUCCUAAUUCGUUCCCAUCUCCUUGCUUAGCCUAA